Molecule: messenger RNA, 724 nt
Organism: Asparagus officinalis (garden asparagus)
Lineage: Eukaryota; Viridiplantae; Streptophyta; Magnoliopsida; Asparagales; Asparagaceae
Product: CASP-like protein 4B4
Exons: 3
Coding region: 48-464 (138 amino acids)
Source: RefSeq, a predicted model, not a curated record
GGAAGAAUGAGGAUUUCCAUGUGAAGUUAGCCGUUGGCCUCCGUGCGAUGACGUGGCUGUUCUCGCUGAUCGCGGCGAUCGUGAUGGCGACAAAUAAGCAUGGCGAUUGGAAGGAGUUUAAUAAUUACGAGGAAUACAAAUAUUUGGUGGCGAUUGAUUUCAUGGCGUUUCUGUACUCAUGGAUUCAGCUGGCACGGUUCAGUUCGCGUAGAGAUUUCGUAGCGAAGCAGUUCGCUGGGAUGUUUGAUUUUGUUGGAGAUCAGGUUGUCGCAUAUCUGUUGAUGUCGGUGAUGUCAGCAGCAAUACCGAUGACAAAUCGAAUGAGAGAAGGAGCAGAUAACAUGUUCACCGAUGCAUCCGUAGCGUCUAUCAGCAUGACAUUCUUCGCCUUUGCAUCCUCCGCUGUCUCAGCUUUAAUUUCCGGAUACAAAUUUUCUAGACAAAACAUAAAUAUACAAGGCUAAGUACUUAAAUAAAUACAUACAUACUUAAUAUUGUAUUCUUUGGUCUCUGCAAUUUUUUCUCGCGUGUGAGGUUGUAUUAGUCAAUUCCAUUCAUUUGUAUAAGCUAUUAUAUGUGUAGAGUAUCAUUAUUGUAUUAGUUAUAUUUAGGUUGGUUUUUUUUUUCUUUGACCUCCACCAUAAGGGGCUUGUAAGUGUUGUAAAAUGAUCUGAAGUUGUAAGCAAGUUAUUGUUGUAGGAAUACUUGUGAUAUUAAGUUUGCA